This is a messenger RNA of Seriola dumerili (greater amberjack), 3536 nucleotides long. RefSeq names its product smoothened, frizzled class receptor (gene smo). Gene Ontology annotation, cellular component: dendrite; plasma membrane; cilium. Gene Ontology annotation, biological process: smoothened signaling pathway; commissural neuron axon guidance; positive regulation of smoothened signaling pathway. The transcript is spliced from 12 exons. The record is from RefSeq and is a predicted model, not a curated record. Lineage: Eukaryota; Metazoa; Chordata; Actinopteri; Carangiformes; Carangidae. Gene Ontology annotation, molecular function: transmembrane signaling receptor activity; patched binding. The coding region runs from base 1 to 2481 and encodes 826 amino acids.
AUGUCUUCCCACGGCUGGAGCCCCAUUGUUGGAUUUUACGGGAUGCUUUGCGUCUGGGCUGCCUGGCUUUCAGGCUCCGGGGCUGUGUUGUCUCCAAACGGGACGAUAUUUGAGGACAACUGCAAGAAAACGACAACUUGCGAGGCACUUAAAUACAACACAUGUCUGGGAUCUCCUUUACCGUAUACACAUACUUCUCUGAUCCUGGCGGAGGACUCCAGCACCCAAGAAGAGGCUUUUGAGAAGUUGACCAUGUGGUCUGGUUUGCGGAACGCUCCUCGCUGUUGGUCGGUCAUCCAGCCACUGCUCUGUGCCGUCUACAUGCCCAAAUGUGAGAAUGGGCGAGUGGAGCUGCCCAGCCAGAGCCUGUGUCUGGCUACACGUCAGCCCUGCAGCAUCGUGGACCAGGAGAGAGGAUGGCCCAGCUUCCUCAAAUGUGACAAGUUCCCCGUGGGAUGUUCGAACGAGGUGCAGAAGCUGAAGUUUAACACAUCGGGCCAGUGUGAAGCUCCUCUGGUGAAGACGGACAUUCAGUCGAGCUGGUACAAGGAUGUGGAGGGCUGCGGCAUCCAGUGUGACAACCCUCUGUUCACUGAGGCCGAGCACAACAACAUGCACGUCUACAUCGCUUACUUCGGCACCAUCACCCUCCUCUGCACCUUCUUCACCCUGGCCACAUUUCUCGCCGACUGGAAAAACUCAAACCGCUACCCAGCCGUCAUUCUCUUCUACAUCAACGCCUGUUUCUUCGUGGGCAGUAUUGGCUGGCUGGCUCAGUUCCUGGAUGGAGCACGCAAGGAGAUUGUGUGCAAGAGUGACAACACCAUGCGACUCGGGGAGCCCUCGUCUUCAGAGACACUGUCAUGUGUCACCAUCUUCAUCAUCGUUUACUACUCCCUGAUGUCAGGUGUGAUUUGGUUUGUCAUGCUGACCUAUGCCUGGCACACAUCCUUCAAAGCCCUGGGCACCACCCACCAGCCGCUGUCUGGCCGAACCUCCUACUUCCACAUGGUCACCUGGUCCAUCCCCUUCGUCCUCACUGUGGCCAUCCUGGCGAUCGCUGAGGUCGACGGAGAUUCAGUGAGUGGGAUUUGUUUUGUCGGCUACAAAAACUACAGAUACCGCGCUGGAUUUGUGCUGGCACCUAUUGGUGUUGUGCUUGUCGUCGGCGGCUACUUUCUCAUUCGGGGUGUCAUGACCCUGUUUUCCAUCAAGAGUAACCACCCAGGACUACUGAGUGAGAAAGCAGCCAGCAAAAUCAACGAGACCAUGCUGAGACUGGGCAUAUUUGGGUUCCUCGCUUUUGGCUUUGUUUUCAUCACCUUCGGGUGCCACUUUUACGACUUCUUCAACCAGGCUGAAUGGGAGAGGAGCUUCAGAGAAUACGUGCUGUGUGAAGCCAACGUGACGAUCGCCUCUCAGACCAACAAGCCAAUCCCAGAAUGCACCAUUAAGAACCGGCCAAGCCUCAUGGUGGAGAAAAUCAACCUGUUCUCCAUGUUUGGGACUGGAAUCGCCAUGAGCACCUGGGUGUGGACCAAAGCCACCAUCCUCAUCUGGAAACGCACCUGGUGCAAGAUUAUUGGCCGCAGCGACAAUGAACCCAAGAGGAUCAAGAAGAGCAAGAUGAUUGCCAAGGCGUUUGCAAUGAGGAAGGAGCUCCACAAGGACCCUGAAAAGGAGCUGUCGUUCAGCAUGCACACUGUGUCUCAUGACGGGCCCGUGGCUGGAAUCAAUUUUGACCUCAAUGAGCCAUCCAAUGACAUGUCAUCAGCCUGGGCACAGCAUGUGACUAAGAUGGUGGCCAGGCGAGGUGCCAUCCUGCCGCAGGACAUUUCUGUCACACCUACUGGUACACCAGUGCCACCUCCAGAGGAGAGGAACAGACUGUGGAUGGUAGAGGCUGAGAUUUCACCAGAGAUGAUUAAGAGGAAAAAGAAGAAGAAGAAGAGGAAGAAGGAGGUGCGUCCAGUGAAGGAGGUGGUGGACCACCAGGCUUAUCAUCAGCGUGAGUUUGGCCGCAGCUCAGUGCCUCGCCUGCCCAAACUGCCUUGCCACCCGAGCCUGGUUGCCAAUCUGCGGGAACAGCAGAGGCAACAGCAGAAGCUGGAGGAGGAAGUCCUGCCAGGGUCCUACCCAGACUUCCAACCCUCACACCCUCUGUCCUGUGAGGACAGAUGUCCCUACCCCUACCAGAGCAGUCAGAACAGCUACGGCCACAGGCUGCUCUCUAAUCCUCUGACCCUCAACGAUCGUCCGGAGGAUCUGGGUCUCGGCCCACGCUGCCCCCCCUCAACUUCCACCUGGCAGCCUAGAGGAACUUCUCACUACCCCAGGGAGGUGGAUCUCAGCGACGGGCUGUCAGAGAGGUUGGCCCACGUGGCUCGGGUACCAGCGGGCCGGAGGGCCGGCUAUGGUCCCAUCCACUCCCGGACGAAUUUAAUGGAGGCGGAGCUUAUGGAUGCUGACUCUGACUUCUAAGAGCAAAGCGCCAAUCAAUUCUGUUUGUUUCUUUGUGGUACACAGACUGUAAGCUAUAAAAAGUGCUGGAUACUUUCAAAAUUCUUACUACAGUGCACCUAGACUCCAAUGCCCAGAGGUCAAGAUGGAACUAAGCUGGUCAUUUUUUAUUUUCUUUGAUUUUGUUUGUUUGUUUGUUUGUUUGUUUGUUUUUUAGAAAAAGCAAAAGGAUAAAGUGAAAAAAUAUGUUGUGAAUAAGUUAAUGAAAAACUAUUUUUUGUACUUUAUUUGUGUCCAAUAAAAUUUCAAAGGCAACUCCAUGAUGAUGAGACAAAUGAGGCAGCUAAACUGUACAUGGCUUGAAACAAUAUAGAUACCGUUAGUCUGAAACGCUACCAGCUCAACCCUGCUUGUGACAACAUUAAACUCUAAACGUGGCAGGGUUAUUAGUCCUGUUGGUGUCAGACAAGUUGUUGGUCAAAAUUGCAACUGACCCAGUCAACUCAUUUUGGGAUUACUAGAAAGGGCACUACAUUUAAGGUUUUUAAGGUGUAAUCCUAGAAAACUAUUUGAAAGUCAACAGUAUUCUAACUAAUCAUAAUUAUUUGAACUGUCCCAGUGCAGUAAAAACACGACUCACACAGGUUACAGGUUUAAAAAGCUGCUUGCAAAUACUGUUGAACCCAGGUCUUCUCUUGUAUUAUAUUUUAAAGUUUUUAAGGCUCUGUUCCCUCCACUAUUUAGCCAGUAAUUAAUUGUGUUUAUGUACAGUUAACUUCAUGUACUAACCAUUAUCACCUAUGCCCUGUUAGUGCUAUCAUCACUGCUUUGAGAGGUUUCUUUAAGAAUUUGGAAUACACUCUGGGACUUCAACUGAAACCAGGAAGUACCAAAAGAAAUGGUAACACAACAUGUGUUUGGUUUUAAGUGAACACAUCAGUUUCUCAGCUUUACACUGUGAUAAUUUACUUCAGUUUUCAUCAGAAUUACCCAAAUUAUUACCUUAUAGUUAAUACUUCUUAUCUAAUAGUAACAUUUAAAAAAAAUCUAAUUAAAUGUUACUGAGCUAAAAUACA